Bombus impatiens (common eastern bumble bee) is the source of this 1139-nucleotide messenger RNA. RefSeq lists its product as uncharacterized. The record is from RefSeq and is a predicted model, not a curated record. The transcript is spliced from 5 exons. Gene Ontology annotation, cellular component: endoplasmic reticulum chaperone complex; extracellular region. Lineage: Eukaryota; Metazoa; Arthropoda; Insecta; Hymenoptera; Apidae. Bases 204 to 944 code for a protein of 246 amino acids. Gene Ontology annotation, biological process: regulation of B cell proliferation.
CGGGCCAACAAACUUCAAAAUUUGUUUCUUCUGUUUCAAGAUAUUCUUAGCUAUUUUUUUUAAAUCUUAUAAUGGUAACCUAUUUUAAAAUGUGUAAUCUUUGAUGAAUACAUAUUAGUAAAAUUUCAUAUGAAGAAAGUUUUUUGGGAAUCUGUAUCAUACCCAGCGAGCAGAAAACGAAGACUUGACGGAAGUCGACGACAAUGGAGAUAAAAGUUUCUAUCGUAAUAUUGCUUUUAUUGAUUUUAACCUCAGAUGGAACGGGUUUCGGCAGAAAACGAUCCGCCAAGUGUCAAAGAGGCAACGAGCAGACUUUAAGUAGAAACGAGCAAAAUUCAACAUCCGAUUAUUAUUAUUACUGUGACCCAACAGAGUUUGGAGUAGUACAAAAGAUUCCGUAUUUGCGUUCUUGUUCACCAUGCGACAUGAUAGAAAUCGAUUUCUCUUCUGCUUGUAUCAGAUGCGGGAUGUGCCUUGCCAUUGCUGAAAAGAUAAAUCAGACAUUGCUGGACGUUCACGAAGCGUUGCCUAACGCGUGUUUAAAUGACACUGAGAUCGAAGUUCUGUUGAGGACCAUAUGUGAUUAUUCUUUUCAGUUCUAUGGCCUUCGCGAAUUAGAUGGAAAAAGAUACAUUUCUGAUAAAUUACCUGGUUCUAUCAUGGUAUCUACGUCCGCCGAUGGACUUUGGAGAGAGAAAUUCAGAGAUCUUUGCCAUUAUUAUCUCGAUGAAAUCGGAGAAGUGUCAUUGUACGAACAAUGGCAGCGAUGUAACAACGAUGGAAAACUUCAUGACUUGUCGAACAUUAUGUGUCGAAACGUGCACGGUAUAUUACGAGAUUGUAAGAGCAUGCAGAAUACAGAGAAAUACGAAUCCCCGUUUAAGACUUAUUACGCAAAAGUAAAAAUCACCGCAACUUACGAUAAAUACGGCAAACGUGAUUAAGAGUAAUAUGUCUACAACUUUUUAUUCUGCACUACAAAUAAAUAUAAUAUAUUUAUAAUUAUGCCACUAAGAGAUCUUUACAUCGUAACUCAUCAUAGCUAUAUUUGUAAUAUUUAUUUAUUCAGAUAAAUAUGAGUUUUAAAUAUGAGUUUAAUCAAUGCAUAAUUCAUUUUUUUGAUCUUAAACAUAAACUUC